Molecule: messenger RNA, 999 nt
Organism: Microthlaspi erraticum
Lineage: Eukaryota; Viridiplantae; Streptophyta; Magnoliopsida; Brassicales; Brassicaceae
Source: the annotation of a GenBank genome assembly
AUGGCGAAGGAUCCAGUUCGUGUUCUUGUCACCGGAGCUGCAGGGCAAAUCGGAUAUGCUCUUGUUCCUAUGAUUGCAAGAGGGAUAAUGCUUGGUGCAGACCAACCUGUGAUCCUCCACAUGCUUGAUAUCCCUCCUGCAGCAGAAGCUUUGAACGGUGUGAAAAUGGAGUUGAUCGAUGCUGCUUUCCCUCUUCUCAAAGGCGUGGUUGCUACCACCGAUGCCGUUGAAGGGUGUACCGGUGUGAACGUCGCUGUCAUGGUUGGUGGUUUCCCGAGGAAAGAAGGUAUGGAGAGGAAAGAUGUCAUGUCCAAGAACGUUUCCAUUUACAAGUCUCAAGCUGCUGCCUUGGAGAAGCAUGCCGCACCAAACUGCAAGGUUCUGGUUGUUGCAAACCCUGCAAACACCAACGCGUUGAUCCUCAAGGAGUUCGCACCUUCGAUCCCGGAGAAGAACAUCACUUGCUUGACAAGGCUUGACCACAACAGGGCGUUGGGUCAGGUCUCUGAGAGGUUAAGCGUGCCGGUGUCUGAUGUCAAGAACGUGAUCAUCUGGGGAAACCACUCAUCGACCCAGUACCCUGACGUCAACCACGCCACCGUCAAGACUUCUUCUGGAGACAAGCCUGUGCGCGAGCUAGUCAAGAACGACGACUGGUUGAAUGGAGAGUUCAUCUCUACCGUUCAACAACGUGGAGCUGCCAUUAUCAAGGCCAGGAAGCUUUCUAGUGCACUCUCUGCAGCUAGCUCAGCUUGUGACCAUAUCCGUGAUUGGGUCCUUGGUACACCCGAGGGAACAUUUGUUUCAAUGGGAGUGUACUCUGAUGGAUCAUACAACGUUCCAUCUGGACUUAUCUACUCCUUCCCUGUAACAUGCCGUAACGGAGAAUGGUCUAUUGUACAAGGUUUACCGAUAGAUGAAGUGUCGAGGAAGAAGAUGGAUUUGACAGCAGAAGAGUUGAAGGAAGAGAAGGAUCUUGCUUACUCAUGCCUCUCUUAA